Molecule: messenger RNA, 1424 nt
Organism: Trichoplusia ni (cabbage looper)
Lineage: Eukaryota; Metazoa; Arthropoda; Insecta; Lepidoptera; Noctuidae
Product: zinc finger protein 728-like
Exons: 1
Coding region: 196-1290 (364 amino acids)
Cellular component (GO): nucleus
Molecular function (GO): zinc ion binding
Source: RefSeq, a predicted model, not a curated record
UCGAAACACUUUGUUUCCCGGUUGACUGACACCAGCAGAAUUGUUUAUUUUUAUUCACCAUUGCCAAUCUUUACAAAGAAGCUGUAAGGUCUCUUUGAAUAUUUAAUAUUUCACGACAUUGCAAAUAAUACAUGGUUCACAGUAGCCAAGUAAUCCAUGGACUUUCUAUCAUAAUUUAUCUACGACACGUAAAAUAUGCUUACUUUAUAUUAUUUAAUGAAAAACUCGAAAACACAAGCCAAACUAAGUGCAAGCGAGUAUUACAGUAUUUUGAAUGAAAGUAAACGUUUUAAAUUAAAAGGUGGUUCCGUAGCAAAGUGUCGAAUUUGUUUACAAGAAGGUUCUUUUCCAAUAUACGGAAGCAAAGAUACCGAUCUCUAUUUAGAAGUUAUACAAAACGUUGGUGACGUUCACGUAAGUGAGGACGAUGAUUACCCUAAACAUUUAUGUGAGAUAUGCCACGACUUUAUUAAAGGCGCAAUAUUAUUUAAAAAGGUAGCAAAGGAAUCUGAUAACAUUCUGAAACAAUCAGUGAAAGAAGAAACUGUUUACGACCAGACAUCUGAUCUAGAUACCCAAGAGUUGAGCGACAGCAGCACAUGCGACACAGUACGACCUCGGAAAUGGGGUAAUAACCACCUUUUCUCUCAACUCUCACUUAAGAAAGUCAAAGUGGAGAGAGGAGGUAGAGUAAACAAUUAUGCACCCAAAGUCACAUGCAAAAUUUGUAAUAAAGUCAUAAAUAGGUCAUACAUUAAAGAACACAUGACCAUGCAUGACCCUGAUCACAAGAAAUUUGUAUGUGAUGUAUGUGGCAAGUCAUUCAGGCUGAGAUGUGCUUACCACAACCAUAGUCUAAGACAUAGAAAAGACUUUCCUUUCAAAUGCCAAUUCUGUCCGUACCGAGGAAAAUAUUCUGAGCUACUGAAAAACCACAUGCGAACACAUACUGGGGACUAUAGAUACAUGUGCACGGAAUGUCCAGCCCGAUUCCUCUUCAAGAGUAACUUGAACAAGCACAUGUUGAAACAUAAAGAGCCUCAAUUCAAGUGUGAUGCCUGUAAAAGAGCCUUCCAUACAAAAUUGAUGCUACAAAGGCAUUUUGAUUCUGAUCAUUUGGGGAUUAAGAACCAUGUGUGUAAUCUGUGUGGGAAAGCAUUUGGGUAUAGAAAUGCUAUGAUGAAACAUCAGAGACAUGUGCAUAAGAGGGAGAAAUUGAUGUUUGGAAGAAUGCCUGCAUACUUAGCAGCUGAGCAUAGAGUUCAGGAUUUAGGGCAGGAUGACUCCUGAACCCUUAAAAAUAAACCUGUAAUCAAUAUUACACUAUAUUAUUAAAGUGUAUUGUAGUUGCUCUUUAUAUUUAGUAAUAAUGUAAGUAUUAAAAACUUUUAAUAUCUGCCAAUAAAUCUAUAAUAUACCUGGAA